GUACCGAGAUGGCUUACAAAUUUAAACAUCAUUAUUCACAUAACAUGUUUCUUGGUUACACAUCAAUGAAAAAUUGUCGUUGAAAUCCAAGUCAAUUCUCCGUCUGAUGGUUGUUUAAAGAUGUCUGGCCAAAAAUAUGUUGUAGUCGGCGCAGGUCCUGUUGGAUCGUUGGCUGCGCUGUAUGCGGCCAAGCGGGGACACGAUGUGGAAAUAUACGAGCUUCGAGGUGAUCUACGGGAUCCUUCAACAACGCCACUCAACUUCACCAAGUCCAUCAAUCUUGCACUUUCCGAAAGAGGCAUCAAUGCUAUGAAGCAUGCUGACCAACAGGACCUACUCGACCAUGUUGUCUCAGCCACCAUUCCCAUGCGGGGAAGGAUGAUUCAUGGCAAACGCCCAUCUGGAGAACUAUAUGAAGAGCCUCAAGAUUAUGAUAUUCAUGGAAGGACCAUAUUCGCCGUUGAUAGGGCCGGUCUCAACACACGACUGUUGGAUAUUCUCGGCGCAAUGCCCAAUGUCAAAUUCUUCUUCAAUUACAAGCUCACCGGAGCAGAUUUCAAACGGCGUAAGGCCUGGUUUGAGGUCUACGACCCAAACUCACCUUCUGGUCGACCGGAAGAGAUCGAAAUCUCAUUCGAUUUCAUGAUGGGCGCCGAUGGGGCUCAUUCGGCCGUUAGGUAUCAUUUGAUGAAAUAUACGAGAAUGAAUUACCAGCAAGAGUACGUCGACACUCUGUGGUGCGAGUUCCAGAUUGAGCCGAAAGAGGGAAACGAGUUACACGAUCAAAAAAGCAAAUUCAGAAUAUCUCCCAACCACCUUCAUAUAUGGCCGGGCAAGCAGUUCAUGUUCAUCGCCAUACCCAGCGAAGACGGUUCCUUUACCUGCACCCUCUUCUUGUCAGGGGCUGAGUUUGCCAACCUAGAAGCAGACUCAUCGAAGUUGCCCACCUUUUUCGACCAACACUUCCCCGGUGUCACUUCGUUGAUUGAGCCGAGUGAACUCAUUUCCUCAUUUGAGGCAAAUCCACACCUUCCCCUGAUCAGUAUCAAGUGUCAACCUUACCACUACUCUAGCUCUGCUGUCAUUUUAGGGGAUGCGGCACAUGCUAUGGUGCCAUUCUUUGGCCAGGGCAUGAACGCUGGUCUUGAGGAUGUCCGUAUACUUUUCUCCAUCUUGGACAAGCAUGCAGCCGCCGAAAAUAACAACCCAGAUGAUUCCGGGUCCGAUGAUGUAGAGUACCAAAGAGGAAUGGCUCUUGCAGAAUACUCGGCCCUCCGUGUUGCCGAUGCGCACGCCAUCAACGAUCUCGCUUUACAAAACUAUGUUGAGAUGCGCGCCUCCGUCCUAAGUCCUACCUACCGCCUUCGCAAGUUCUUGGAAGAGUUUAUGUCUGUCCAUCUACCUGGCCUUGGCUGGCAGACCAAGUACUCCCGAGUCAGCUUCGGAAACGAAAGAUAUUCUGAAGUGGUAGCAAAAAGCGACCAUCAAGGCAAGGUUCUUCUUCGUGGAUUUAUUGCCAUGUUGUGUGGCCCUAUUGUCGCGGGAACUCUAGGUCUAUAUCUUACCCAACGCCGCGGUUUCGGUGGCGUGCCUUUCCUGGACGCCAUUGGAAGCCUGGUCCGACGAUGAUUUAACGAACUUAGGGCCUACAUCGCCUAAAACAACAUACAAGACUCAAGUGUAGGUCUACCUUUCAGAGGGUUAAAAAGCCUAGAUUAAUCAAACCUCGCGCCACCCAAUGGCUUAUUCGCCCACAUAUUACCUAGAUUCCGGCCGCAUCCGUUGAUUUUUGAGCCUAGUAAAAUAGUACUAUAAAUUAUAAUCGCAAGUAUA
Annulohypoxylon maeteangense is the source of this 1833-nucleotide messenger RNA. Its product is annotated as FAD/NAD(P)-binding domain-containing protein. The transcript is spliced from 4 exons. NCBI's taxonomy places the organism in Eukaryota, Fungi, Ascomycota, Sordariomycetes, Xylariales, Hypoxylaceae. Bases 121 to 1629 code for a protein of 502 amino acids. Gene Ontology annotation, molecular function: kynurenine 3-monooxygenase activity; NAD(P)H oxidase H2O2-forming activity; FAD binding. Gene Ontology annotation, cellular component: mitochondrial outer membrane. Gene Ontology annotation, biological process: quinolinate biosynthetic process; L-tryptophan catabolic process; NAD+ metabolic process. The record is from RefSeq and is a predicted model, not a curated record.